AUGCCGCAUCGCCAGGAGAUGGGCGCGCUUGCCCUCUAUUCGAAUGGGGAUGGCAAACGUUCCGUGGCUAACGUAGCAGUCACCUGUCGCUCAGUGCAUGUCCCAGCAAUGUCUGUCCUCUGGGAGACAAUGUCGGGUCUUGCGCCGCUCAUCUGCACACUGCCUCCCGAUCAUGUCGACGAGUAUGAAGAAGUACCUGAGAAUCAUGAGAGUACCACCAUCAUUGGUGUCAGUGGACAUCGGCUAGAUUCUAAUGCUCGUCUAGCACUGAAAGCCCGACGUCUGGAUCAUCAUGGGAGAUUCAUCAAGCAUGUCACUAUCCACAAUGAGGACGCCUACUACGCUACCUUGCAUGAUCUAUCUAUCCACAAGGUCUCAGGAUACCGCCUGCUACCAGAAGUGCGCACUCUCAACCUUCAUCUUGAUGCUGUGGGUGGACCAGAAGGCAUAUACAUGCUCCUCGGGCCUCAAGUAGAUACCAUAUACAUAUUUGCCAUCUGUCGCAAUCUACGGACACUGAAGGUCGACUUCGACGACUGCGAUGAAGAGGGAAUAGACUCGAUGGAGAGGCUGCUACGGGUCAUCAGCGGCACAGUUCGCGAUUUCUGCUCGACCAUCCUCGUUGACCACCUCGCUGUGCCGACAUUGCGUCACUUCAGGAACUUUCAGCAUCUGGCAGACACUUUCUCCUUGCCCUCACUGCGUUCCUUUGAGAUCAUAACACACUGCACCUUUCUGGGCAUGGCGCCGUUUUUGCGACACCUACAGGCGGAGCACCUUCAUACGCUGGCUAUCUUCCCCUUGAUCUCACAAAACGCGGACUUCGUUAUCGACGUGUGCAUUUUAGGAGGAACCUUCAACUGUCGCUAUGCAUCCUCGCCAAUUCGCCUAUGA
Messenger RNA from Postia placenta MAD-698-R-SB12, 894 nucleotides. RefSeq lists its product as hypothetical. The transcript has 7 exons. The record is from RefSeq and is a predicted model, not a curated record. NCBI's taxonomy places the organism in Eukaryota, Fungi, Basidiomycota, Agaricomycetes, Polyporales, Adustoporiaceae. Bases 1 to 894 code for a protein of 297 amino acids.